Molecule: messenger RNA, 2968 nt
Organism: Lolium rigidum
Lineage: Eukaryota; Viridiplantae; Streptophyta; Magnoliopsida; Poales; Poaceae
Product: wall-associated receptor kinase 4-like
Exons: 5
Coding region: 53-2806 (917 amino acids)
Biological process (GO): cell surface receptor signaling pathway; protein phosphorylation
Cellular component (GO): plasma membrane
Molecular function (GO): calcium ion binding; polysaccharide binding; protein serine/threonine kinase activity
Source: RefSeq, a predicted model, not a curated record
GCAUCUAGGCAAAGCCAAGCCCGAAGUAGUAGGCAGACAGUCGCAAGUGGAGAUGAGGCGAUAUGGUGGUGCAGAGUUCUAUCUGCUGCUUCUGGUGGUGGUACUCAGGUUGCCAUUCCUGGGUGCAUACGGCGUUCUAGGAAGCCAGGACGACAGUAGGACGCUUCCGUCCGCAUCCACUCUCGCUCAUUGUCCAAAGCGUUGCGGCAACCUCACCUUUGAUUAUCCCUUCGGCAUCGGCUCCGGCUGUUUCCGAAAUCCAGACUUCGAGCUCACCUGCGACAACACCGCUCACCCGCCCAAGCUGCUCUUAUGCGACGGCACUACUCAAGUUAUCCAUUUCUAUAUGGAGAUUGAAUCGGACCCGUUCUUCUACAGCAAGAUUCUCGUCGCCUUUUCGCUGAACAUUCCUAUAAGAUCUGGUGUCGAUGUUUAUGACAUGUCCUGGAAAACUCCAGGCAGGUCUUUGAAUACCUGGGGUUUCAGGCUGAACAUCACUGGUUGCGACUUCGAUGUAUACAUGGUCGAUAAGUCAAAUGAAACCACACUGAGCUGCACAAGUUCCUGCCCGGAUGAAAGAAUCACAGAGGCUUUUGCUAAUGAGAAUUGCAAUGGUACCGGAUGUUGCUCCAUUAUUGCGAAUGCUCUUGUGACAACCAUCAGCAUCAGGAUUGUUCGUCACAACAAACGCAAACUCAGAUCCCUUGAUGGAGGUUCAUUAUGGGACAGAAUCACAUUAAGUUCCAGUGACACGGACCUCUCAUGGGCCAUUGUGGAUCAACCAAACUGCGCAAGCACGGAGGAAAAAAAGGCAAAUUACGCAUGUAUCAGCAGCAACAGCAGCUGCGCCGACGAAGGAAGGUUUUUGAUAAAUUAUGGGUACCUCUGCCGCUGCAAUGAUGGUUAUUUGGGGAAUCCUUACAUCCUACAUGGUUGCUCACGUGACAAAGGGUAUAAUCCAUCCGAGCAAAGAGCUAGUUGUGCACGUUCAUGUGGGAACAUUAGCAUUCCAUUUCCAUUUGGCUUGGAGGAAGGAUGUUUUGCCAGAAAAGAAUUUUUUCUCAACUGUACAAAUACAUCUUAUGUCACCCUGGGUGACACUGUCCAGGUGACCAACAUAAGCAUUAACGAGGGGCUCAUCAAGUAUAACUCAAUUUACACGAUGGAGAUCGCUGACAGUGAAGGUCCGGAACUUUAUGUCCAGUCUGGUGAAUCAGCGUCCAUGCAAUGGGCUGUUGCAAAUUUAACCUGUUCAGAGGCACAGCAGAAUACCUCUGGAUAUGCAUGCGUGAGUACAAACAGCAUAUGUAUACCGGUUCAAACUACUGAUUUUACAUAUAUAGGCUAUCGUUGCAAAUGCUCAAACGGCUUUCAGGGGAACCCGUACGUCACAAAUGCUUGCAAAGACGUUGAUGAGUGCCUCCUGCCAAAUAGUUGUGCCGGAAUAUGCCACAAUACCAUAGGAGGCUUCUACUGUAGUCAUUGCCCUCAUAAAACAGAGUAUGAUGCGGGAAAAAUGAAGUGUUCUCCAACAAAGCAACAAAAUCUUCUCUUGGGCGUCACCAUUGGAUUGUCCAGUGGCUUAGCAGUUGUACUUCUCAUCCUAUUUGGGAUAUUACUUAUUCGUAGAUGGAAAAGAGAUAUAAAAAAGCGACUAAGGAAGAAAUACUUCUGCAAAAACCAAGGAAUUCUAUUGGAACAAUUAAUAUCACCACGGGAAAACGCAAGUGAAACGACUAAGAUUUUUUCGUUGGAGGAGCUGGAAAAGGCAACAGAUAAUUUUCACCCUACACGUAUCCUGGGCCGUGGAGGACAUGGUACGGUUUACAAAGGAAUAUUGUCUGAUCAGCGUGUGGUGGCGAUUAAGAAGUCUAAGGUCAUCGAGGACGGUGAGAUCAAUCAGUUUAUCAACGAGGUUGCAAUCCUCUCUCAGAUAAACCAUCGAAAUAUUGUUAGUCUAUUCGGAUGCUGUCUGGAAACUGAAGUCCCAUUAUUGGUAUAUGACUUCGUCCCCAAUGGUUCCUUAUUUGAAAUUCUUCAUGCCAAUCGAAGUCAUGAAUUCCCUUUAUCUUGGGAUGACAUCCUAAGGAUUGCCGUAGAAGCUGCAGGAGCUCUUUAUUAUCUUCAUUCUUCAGCUUCAGUGUCAGUAUUCCACCGUGAUGUAAAAUCAUCUAACAUACUUCUGGAUGAAGACUACACCGCUAAAGUUUCUGAUUUUGGAGCUUCCCGAUUGGUUCCAAUCGAUCAAACCCAUGUUGUCACAAACAUACAGGGCACGUUUGGAUACUUGGAUCCAGAGUAUUACUAUACUGGCCAUCUGAAUGAGAAGAGUGAUGUUUACAGUUUUGGUGUGGUGCUUCUGGAGCUACUCAUUAGAAAGGAGCCUGUUUUUACAAAUGAGUCUGGGAUAAAGCAAAGCUUGUCAAAUUACUUUCUAUGCGAGAUGAACGGGAAGCCAAUUACAGAGGUAGUACACGAGAAAGUUCUUGAGGAGGCAACCGAGGAAGAAAUAAAAAAUCUUGCCUCACUUGCGGAGUUGUGUUUGAAGGUACGAUGUCACGAAAGACCAAAUAUGAAGCAAGUGGAGAUGGCGCUGCAGUUUUUGACGAGAAAACGGUCCAACUCACGCAUGGCCGAUCAUGGAAUAGAAGAAACGAUUGAGGAGUUUCUAACUACACGAACUGGGUCGACUUCUGACUCGUUGCCUGCUGACUUCGAUGACAGAGCUAAUUCAUCGUCUCAGCACAGCGACAGAUGCUAUAGCAUGGAGCAAGCACUUUUGCUCUCAGCUACUUUACCGCGCUAGCCAGAUGUACGGUUAUGAAUAGGGAAAAUCUUGGAAGAUUAGCGACAUGUAUAAGCUUCCAUUAUCUCUUGCUUCUAUGUUCUAUGUAUGGGUCCAGAUAUGUUGGGGCCCCGAGGCAAAACAUCAGUGCGAGGCUUCACUCGUACACAAAUACACUAACUA